GGCCGAGCCGGGCCGGGCGGCGGCGGCAUGGCCGUGUGGACGCGCGCGUCCAAAGCGGGGCUGCUGGAGCUGCUGCUGCGGGAGCGCUGGGUGCGGGUGGCGGCGGAGCUGAGCGGCGAGGCGCUGAGCCUCACGGCGGAGCCCGCCGAGGCGGCGGCGCUCAACGGCGUGGCCAACGGCGCCGAGUGGGGCGGCGCGGAGGCGGCGCCGGCGCCGGUGCCGGCGGGCGUGCGGCGGGUGCGGGUGGUGAAGGCGGAGGCGGGCGGGCUGGGCAUCAGCAUCAAGGGCGGCCGCGAGAACCGCAUGCCCGUGCUCAUCUCCCGCAUCUUCCCGGGGCUGGCGGCGGAGCGGAGCGGGGCGCUGCGCCUCGGCGACGCCAUCCUCGCCGUCAACGGCGUCGACCUCCGCGACGCCACCCACGACCAGGCCGUGCAGGCGCUCAAGCGCGCCGGGAGGGAGGUCGUCCUCGAAGUGAAGUUCAUGCGGGAAGUGACUCCCUACAUUAAGAAGCCGUCGCUGGUGUCGGACCUGCCCUGGGACGGGGCCGCCCCGCAGUCGCCCAGCCUCAGCGGCAGCGAGGACUCCGGCUCCCCCAAGCACCACGGCAGCGCCAAGGACCGCAAGGUGAUCCCGCUGAAGAUGUGCUUCGCCGCCAGGAACCUGAGCAUGCCCGACCUGGAGAACAGGUUGAUCGAGCUGCACUCUCCGGACAGCAGGAACACCCUGAUCUUACGUUGCAAGGACACAGCGACUGCUCACUCCUGGUUUACGGCCCUGCACACCAACAUCAUGGCCCUGCUGCCACAGGUCCUGGCCGAGCUCAAUGCCGUGCUGGGGACCACCAAUGCCACGGGCAGCAGCAAGGAGGUCAAGCACAUCGCGUGGCUGGCAGAGCAGGCCCGCCUGGACGGAGGGAGGCAGCAGUGGCGGCCCAUCCUCAUGGCCGUGACGGAGAAGGACUUGCUGCUCUACGACUGCAUGCCCUGGACCCGGGACGCCUGGGCCUCCCCCUGCCACAGCUACCCGCUCGUCGCGACCAGGCUGGUUCACUCUGGCUCGGGACGCCGCUCUCCCUCCCUCGGCUCGGAGCUCACGUUCGCCACCCGCACGGGCUCUCGCCAGGGCAUCGAGAUGCACGUCUUCCGGGUGGAGACGCACCGGGACCUCUCCUCCUGGACGCGGAUCCUCGUCCAGGGCUGCCACGCCGCCGCCGAGCUGAUAAAGGAGGUGUCUGUGGGCUGCACGCUCAACGGGCAGGAGGUGAAACUCUCCAUCCACUACGAGAGCGGCUUCACCAUCUCCCGGGAGGAGACGGGCGGCAGCGUCCUGUUCCACUACCCCUACGAGAAGCUGAGGAUGUCGGCGGACGACGGCAUCCGGAACCUCUACCUGGACUUCGGCGGCCCCGAAGGGGAGCUGGCGCUGGACCUGCACUCCUGCCCCAAGCCCAUCGUGUUCGUCUUGCACACCUUCCUCUCGGCCAAAGUCACCCGCAUGGGGCUGCUGGCGUAGGCUCAGGGC
Rhea pennata is the source of this 1521-nucleotide messenger RNA. It is a transcript of the gene SNTB2, whose product is annotated as syntrophin beta 2. The transcript has 7 exons. The record is from RefSeq and is a predicted model, not a curated record. Gene Ontology annotation, cellular component: synapse; intracellular anatomical structure; dystrophin-associated glycoprotein complex. NCBI's taxonomy places the organism in Eukaryota, Metazoa, Chordata, Aves, Rheiformes, Rheidae. The coding region runs from base 28 to 1512 and encodes 494 amino acids. Gene Ontology annotation, molecular function: structural molecule activity; protein binding.